Messenger RNA from Pseudogymnoascus destructans, 975 nucleotides. RefSeq lists its product as uncharacterized. Gene Ontology annotation, biological process: regulation of store-operated calcium entry. The transcript has a single exon. NCBI's taxonomy places the organism in Eukaryota, Fungi, Ascomycota, Leotiomycetes, Thelebolales, Thelebolaceae. Gene Ontology annotation, cellular component: endoplasmic reticulum membrane. The record is from RefSeq and is a predicted model, not a curated record. The coding region runs from base 1 to 975 and encodes 324 amino acids.
AUGCACCUUCUCACCCCCCUCCUCCUCGCCCUCCUCACCCUCUCAGAUCCCACCACCGCCGCCCGCAAAUCCGGCACCAGCGUCCUCCUCUCGCAAGUCAAAUCCCUAACCCUCCGCUCCUCAGCCUCCACCGCGCACCGCCGGGUCCCCGCAAUCCCACAACUAAAAUGCGCCGGCGGCAACGGCUGCAGACACUACAGCAUCGACGUGAUGCGCUGCAAGAACGCGGGGAGCGACUACGACGAUGAGAACAUCCAGUGGACGUGCACGGCUGAUUUGCCGGAGGAAUUUAAGUUGGGGAGCACGGAUGUGAUAUGUGAGGGCUACGACAGUCCGGAGGAUCCCAGGGUGUUGAAGGGGAGUUGUGGUGUCGAGUAUCGGUUGUUGUUGACGAAGAGGGGGGAGGAAGUGUACGGGAGUGGUGGACAUAAUGUUUUUUCCGGCCAGGACGGUGACGUGAGUGGGUUCGCGCAGUUUGUGUUCUGGGCCAUCUUCCUGGGCGUCGCGGCGUGGAUUCUGUAUUCGAUUUGGCAGGACUGGCGUACCACGCGGGUGCUACCGAGGAGGGAGCCUAGACGAGAUGGGUUCUGGGGAGGCGGAUGGGGCGGUGGUGGUGGUGGGGGGGGGGGAGGGGGAGGAGACUAUCCGACCGAUCCACCGCCGCCUUAUCCAGGAACGGGAAAGUCGUCACCGGGGCAAGGAGGAUGGAGGCCGGGGUUCUGGAGCGGUGCUGCGGGUGGAGCGGCGGCGGGGUAUAUGGCUGGGAGUAGAGGGAAUAGGCAGCAAGAGAACAGGGGGGUUGGGGGGUGGUUUGGAGGGGAUAGGCAGCAGGAGCCUCGAGGGGGAGGGGGGUGGAUGGGGGGUGGUGGCAAUGGUUAUAAUUAUGGGGGACCUAGCCGGUCGAGUUCUGGGGGUUCGUCCAGUUCCGGUGCUCGGCAUGAGAGUACGGGGUUUGGAUCGACAUCUCGGAGAUAG